Messenger RNA from Sitodiplosis mosellana (orange wheat blossom midge), 1769 nucleotides. Its product is annotated as achaete-scute complex protein T3-like. Gene Ontology annotation, molecular function: protein dimerization activity; DNA-binding transcription factor activity, RNA polymerase II-specific; RNA polymerase II transcription regulatory region sequence-specific DNA binding. Lineage: Eukaryota; Metazoa; Arthropoda; Insecta; Diptera; Cecidomyiidae. The transcript has 2 exons. Gene Ontology annotation, biological process: developmental process; regulation of transcription by RNA polymerase II. The record is from RefSeq and is a predicted model, not a curated record. The coding region runs from base 331 to 1107 and encodes 258 amino acids.
UUCCGUGGAUAACUCUCGACAAGUUAACAUUACGCACUGUUCGCUCUUUUCAUUUUCUCUUGAUUUUUCUCACGACUUGAUUUGACGAACAUAAAAAAAAAAAUCGUAAAGUGUUUUAGUUAAAGAUAUCAACACGCACACGAAAAAGCUUUGAAAGAGCAAAGUGACAUCGACUGAUCAUACAUUUGCAAAGCGAUUUGAUUGAAUUUCGGCUGAGAUUUCAUUGGAGAUUUAUAGAAAAGUUUUCAUUCGUGAACAAUUUAAGUGUUUUAUUCUGAUUUUUUUUUCUGAAGUGGUAAAGAGAAAUAAAAAAAAAAAACAAUCGACAAAAUGAUGCACCACCACCAAAACGCAUACGUCCAGCAACAAUAUCAACAAACGUUGAUGCCACAGCAUCCACCACAACAAAUUAGCCAUCAACAUUUGCAUCAACAUCCGCAAAUGCAAACGGUUCAAAUGGCAAAAAUGCAAAGCAAACGACCAAUCGCACCGGCACCACCAUCAAUCGCCGAACAGAAUCAAAUGAACCGUGUCAGCAGCACAAUGAGCGCCAGUAAAAAAGCCAAGAUGACAUAUGCCCAUAUGGCAUACGCAGCAACUCAACCAGCUUCCGUUCAACGUCGAAAUGCUCGCGAACGUAACCGUGUGAAACAAGUCAACAUGGGCUUCAACAAUUUGCGCCAGCAUAUUCCAUCCGAUGUGGUCGGACAGCUAACGAACGGUGGCCGUGGUGCGAGCAAAAAAUUGAGCAAAGUCGAUACAUUGAAAAUGGCCGUUGAAUAUAUUCGUCGUUUGCAAGGAUUGUUAGAUGACGGCGAAAUGGAUUCGCUGGCAUCAACAAGUUCAACCGCAUCAUCCGUUUCAAAUAAUUCGUACUAUUCACCGAGCCCAGCAUUGCAGUGCACCAUUCAACCACCACCACCGUGCUCCGAAUCAUCUGCAUCGCCAACACCUUCCUACUCAUCCGACAAUUCAUCGGUUGGAAACUCCAGCUACGUCCUGCCACCGACCACAUACAAAUACCAAACAUACGAUUACAACGAUACCAUCAAUCACGACGAAGAAGAACUUUUGGAUGCGAUUUCCUGGUGGCAACAAACGCAAUAGACAAUUAUUGCCAGGCUACCAAACACACUAUCACAUGUCGUCAAUGCGCAUUAGAAAUCCAACACAAACAAUCAUGAAGAUGAAUCGUCCACUUCGAUGUCGAACGGGACUUUUUUUUUUCGACGCGAUAUGAACUGCUAUGUGCGACAUUGUUAACGCAUGAUGAAGACGUUAUCUAGUCAUUCCAUAAGAAUUACCUCUUCUUUGCAUUUUAAGUUUCGUUCAAUUUAGUACAAUCGCGUUAACCUUAAGUUUAAAAACAAUUGCAUUUGUUGAAGCGUAGUUCUUGUUUAAGUUUUAAGACCAACAUGUACUUAUAAACGUAACAGCCUUCUAUUGAUCUAAGCUCGAGAGCGAACAAAUUCUAUCGAAACACGUGCCUUUAAAAGUAAAGAACGAAUGAUUUCGACAUGGAACAACUGUGAAAAAAAAAAAAUCUUUUUUUACGCACAAUAUUUUCAUUCGAUUUAUUUGUUCGAUUCACUUUGCACUGAAUAAGCUCGCCAGUGACACAUUUAAAUUACCUAAUUAGAGAAGAGUAAAACAUUGUUCGUUGUAGAUUUAAAAUAUUUGUUUAUAUGAGAAACACUUUGCCAGAGAAACUAUUUAUGUAAAUUAAAUCGACUUGUAGCUUCGUAAGACGUAUCGAAUAAAAAGGUACA